Molecule: messenger RNA, 2694 nt
Organism: Pseudozyma flocculosa PF-1
Lineage: Eukaryota; Fungi; Basidiomycota; Ustilaginomycetes; Ustilaginales; Ustilaginaceae
Exons: 2
Coding region: 1-2694 (897 amino acids)
Source: RefSeq, a predicted model, not a curated record
AUGAGAUCGACCCGUCGCAGCACCGCGACGUUUGCAGGCAAGUUGUUGCGUGCAGCUUCGGUGGCCACCGCUGCUCUUGGUCUGGCUUCGCUGCCCCAUGGCGCGUACGCCGGCGAGGGUGCGGGCGAGUACGAGGUGGUGCAGACCAACUCGCUCGCCUCGGCCAUGAUGCUGGGCCUCGUCAACCAAGACACCGUCUUCAUCCUCGACAAGGCCGAAAACAACCGCAAGAAGCUCGACGAUGGCCGACCCGUCUGGGGUGCCUUCUUUAACCUGGAGGACAACAGCGUCCGCGGUGUCGCCGUCCAGACCAACACCUUCUGCGCAUCCGGCCUCACGCUCGGAAACGGCACCUGGGUCGUCGCCGGCGGCAACCAGGCCGUCGGCUACGGAGGUGCCGGUGUUCCGUACGGCGUCAACCCGUACAACGACUACGACGGCCAACAGGCGCUGCGGCUGCUCGAGCCCCAGACCGAUAGCGGCAACCUGGUCUGGCUCGACACGCCGCCCAACACGGGAGGCCUGCAGAUGCAGUCGAGGCGGUGGUACCCAGGCAUCGAGGGUCUCGAGGACGGAAGCAUCCUGCUGAUCGGAGGCGCGACUGGCGGUGGCUACAUCAAUCGCAACACGCCCAACACCGACCCAUUCUUCCAGGGCGGCAGCAUCGACAACCUCAACGCCGGCGGCGCCAACCCCACCUACGAGUACUACCCGCCCGCCGGCAAGCCGCCGCAGCAGGUCAGCCAGUUCAUGGGCAACACCUCGGGCCUCAACAUGUACCCGCACACGUUCCUCAUGCCCUCGGGCAAGAUCUUCAUGCAGGCCAACUACAGCACCAUCCUCUGGGACCACAUGAACAACAAGGAAGAGUACCUGCCCGACAUGCCUAACCAGAUUGUCCGGGUUUAUCCCGCCUCGGCCGCCGUCGCGAUGAAGCCGCUCACCUCGGCCGACAAUUACACGCCCAGCAUCCUCUUCUGCGGCGGCAGCAUCCUUUCGGACGCCACUUGGGGCAACUACACGGGGCCCGCCGACAACAUCCUCGGCAUCCCGGCCUCCAAGGACUGCUCGUCGAUCAUCCCCGAGAUGGCCGACGGCACCAAGAACCCGAGCGCCAACUACGAGCACGAGGGCGACCUGCCCGAGGGCCGCUCGAUGGGCCAGUUCAUCCACCUGCCCGACGGCACCAUGGUCAUCCUCAACGGCGGCUCCAAGGGAACCGCCGGCUACGGCAACGCGACGUGGAACCAGGUCCAGACACCCAACGGCGUCGUCAACACCGAGGGCAUGUGCCAGGACCCCGCUUACACGCCCGUCAUCUACGACCCGUCGAAGCCAAAGAGCCAGCGCAUCUCGAACCGCGGCCUGUCGCCGUCGACCAUCGCCCGCCUGUACCACUCGAGCGCCAUCCUGAUCCCCGACGGCUCGGUCCUCGUCGCCGGCUCCAACCCUCACCAGGACGUCGUGACCAACAUGCCCACCGGCCUGACGCCCCAGGCGUUCAACACCACGUACGAGGUCGAGAAAUUCUACCCGCCCUACUGGGGCAAGCCGCGCCCGUACCCCCAGGGCAUGCCGGACACGAUCAUGUAUGGCGGUGCUCCGUUCGAGAUCACCGUCAACGGCACCUUUAUGGGCGACAGCGCCAACGCAAAGGCGGCCAACACCAAGUUUGCCAUCAUCCGACCCGGCUUCUCGACCCACGCCAUGAACAUGGGCCAGCGCGCCAUCUACCUCGACUACACCUACGUCGUCCACGACGACGCCUCGGUCACCUACACGGUCAACCCGCUGCCCCCGACGCAGCAGGUCCUCCGCCUGUUUGUGCCCGGCCCGGCGCUCUUCUUCGUCACCGUCGGCGGCGUUCCUAGCAUGGGCAAGUUCAUCUCGGUCGGCAACCAGCUCGGCCAGGCGCAGGCGGUCCCCUUCACGCCCAAGUUCGGCGCCGCUCUGCAGACGCUCGCGACGCCCGUCAACAGCACCAAGUUCACCGCCUCGAUCGCCUCGACCGACGGCAGCAGCGACUCGGACUGGAGCAUUGGCAAGAUCGCCGGCAUUGCCGGUGCCGGUGCUGCCGUUAUUGCGCUGCUGAUCCUCGGCAUCUGCCUCUGGCGGCGCCGGAGCAAUCGGGCCGACACCAAGGCGGCGGCCCGCAACUCGGCCGCGCCCUGGACCAGCCGCGACGUCGGCUCGGGAGCCGAGUACAAGCGAGUCCACACGCCCGUCGGGUCCAUCCGCGGCGACGUCAACGGCGCCUUUGGCACCACCUCGGCCAACGAGAGCUCGCACACGUUUGAGAGCUACCGGAUGCAGGGCGUCGGCGAGAGCAAGGAGGCGCUCGGCGGCUACUACGACAGCCCGCGCGGCGGCCAGCGCAGCCACGACUACAACCCGAGUCCGCUGGCCUACCAGUCCCCGACCUCGAGCGGGCCCCGCAGCGGAGACCCCGGCUACCAGCAGCAGGGCUGGGGCGAGCACAUGGCCGGUGACGCCGGCGCCUACUACGAGGACAACGCCGACCGCUACGGCGGCACCUACGACGACUACCCGCAGCAGCAGCGACAGUACUACGACUCCCCGCAGGGCGGCUACUCGCAGUCCGGCUCUGGCCACUACCAGCAGCAAGAUCAGAGCUACUCGAGCUCCGGCCACCGGCACCAGGACCAGAGCCACUCGGGCUCCUACGCGCGCUAG